Molecule: messenger RNA, 3984 nt
Organism: Drosophila grimshawi
Lineage: Eukaryota; Metazoa; Arthropoda; Insecta; Diptera; Drosophilidae
Gene: SRPK
Product: SRSF protein kinase 1
Exons: 4
Coding region: 611-2977 (788 amino acids)
Biological process (GO): spliceosomal complex assembly; regulation of mRNA processing; protein phosphorylation
Molecular function (GO): ATP binding; protein kinase activity
Source: RefSeq, a predicted model, not a curated record
UUUCGGUCUGUCGCUUACCAACUCUGAUCAGUAGUGUUGCAUUUUGAGCAGUAGAUUUUUCCACUCGCGGAUUUUAAGGUGCGCAGCAACGUUUUGGCUCCAAGUCCAUGCGUUUGUACGACACAAUGCCUUUGAAUUAGCAUGCUGAAUCGUUCAAAGUUAUUUCUUUUUGUGCAGAAUUCCAAUUGAAGUGACAACAGCAGCCGCAGCCGUCUCAAUUGGAACAAGUGGCAGCCCGAGGCAAAAAGACGGACGAUUGGUUAACGUUUGACGAAGCCCCAGCAUAGACGACAACCGACAGACAAGGCGUGCGCAUACUAACAACAACACCAACAACAGCAGCCGCAAUAACAACAACAAAAGCAGCAACAACAACAAAAGCAGCAACAACAACAGUAACAGCACCAACAACAACACAAUACAAAUACAAACGUAAACGUAAACGUUUUUUGCAUUGCCUUAUUGAGAUUUCAGCACAUUUUUUUUGUGGUUGUUUCUCGAACAGCUGUUACAUUGGAUGAAAAUUAGCGGAGGCGACAGCUGCAAAAUAUAAAAAAAGCGAAUAUCACAAAAAGCAAAAGCAAAUAACAACAACUACAGCGUCUACAAAAUGAAUUCGAAAGCUGACGUCAACCGACGAGUUCUGGCUAUUCAAGCUAAGAAGAAGCGACAUAAGAACAACAAGAAACGCGGCAAGCAAAAUGGAGCCACCGCUCCCGUCCAAGAAAACCAGCAACAACAAGAACAACAACAACAACAGCAACUGUCGCAACAAAAUAGGAGCAGCGACAUUAGCGAGCAACUGCCCGCAUCAACAUCAGCAGCUGCAGCACCAGAAAAUGCUAAAAAUAACCAGAUCAUCGAGGGCGCCAGCCAGUUUCAACUGCAUGUUGAUGGCGCAGUUAAUUCUAAAUCAGCCAUUGCAUCCUUUUCGCAUGCCAAUGUGUCCACGUCCAGCGGUUCGGUGGGUAACACGAAUUCGCAGUCGUUGACCAUGAAAAACAAUAUGAACAAUCAGCAGCCGGUGCGCAGUUCAUCCAACGAAUCGGACGAAUCCGAGAUGAACAGUGAGAAUGAGGAACAGGAACUUCAGGAGGAUUACUGCAAGGGCGGCUAUCAUCCGGUUAACAUUGGCGAUCUGUUUAACGGUCGCUAUCAUGUCAUUCGCAAAGUCGGCUGGGGUCACUUUUCGACUGUUUGGCUGUGCUGGGAUCUGCAGGAGAAGCGCUAUGUGGCCAUUAAAAUAGUGAAAUCGGCUCAACAUUUCGCCGACACAGCCAAGGAUGAAAUCAAGAUACUCAGAGCGGUCCGUGACACGGAUCCUUUGAAUCCAGGUCGAGAGAAAACUGUCCAAAUGUUUGAUGACUUUAAAAUCACUGGCGUGAAUGGCACACACAUCUGUAUGGUCUUUGAGAUGCUCGGCGAUAAUCUAUUGAAGCUCAUACGCAAGUCCAACUAUCGUGGCAUUCCGCUGGAGAACGUCAAGAGCAUUACACGGCAGAUUCUAGAGGGUCUGGAUUAUCUGCACAGCUGCUGUAAGAUCGUUCACACCGAUAUCAAGCCGGAGAAUGUGCUCGUCUGCGUCGAUGAGCCACAUGUCCGUUCGAUGGCUGUCGAGGCUACACAGUUGUAUUGCAUGAACUCCAAGAUGUAUCCAUCGCUGGUCAGUCGUGCACCGAAGGAGUAUCGCGAGCCGCCCAUCAAUGGCAAGAUGAGCAAGAACAAGAAAAAGAAGUUGAAGAAGAAGGCCAAGAAGCGCAUGGAACUGUUCAAGAAGCAACGCGACUAUUUGGAGCAAGCCGGUGGCGGCGAGGAACAAAAGCAGCCACCACAACCGCCGCCGGAACCCGAGAGGCAUGCGCAGAAUGGCGUUGCUGCCAACUCCGAUAUCGAGGUAGAUGUCGACGACGAUUCAAAAGCUGUUCAAGAUCUAAAGGUGCAGUUGCUAAAACUGGAACUGGAUCAGGAUGAUGGCGAUGAGGAGCCAGAGGAGGCUGCUGAGCAGCCUGUGCCUUCCAAGGUGGCUAACGAGACAAGUGCUGCUGGCGAUUCUGCUCAAUCUGCUCCAGUGGAGGGCAAUGAAAAGACCAAAAAGAAGAAGAAAAAGAAGAACAAGAAUAAAUCCAGUCAACAGCAAUCUCAGCCGGCGCAGCAGCAGCAGAAGCUGCUGCUGGAAAACUCAACAAGCAGCGGCGACAAUUCAACCAGCACGCUUAAGGGACAAUCAAAUGGUGCCAUUGGCGGCAAUAAGAAGUCGACGCGGCCAGCAGUCAAGCAGGAGGAUAAUAAGCAGCUGAAUAACAAUUCGAAUUCGAAGCAAAAUUCGAAUAGCAAUUCGAAAAUCUCAAAUAUCUCCAUAGAGCACUCCUCGUCGUGGAGUUGUGGUCCGUAUUCGGAGCCACUACUACCGCCACCACCACCGCCGCCUCCACUCUCCAAGCAUCGAGCCCUCCGGCGAGAUCCUGCACUGGAGGCGUGCAAUGUGCAGGUGAAAAUUGCCGAUCUGGGCAAUGCCUGUUGGGUGGAUCGCCAUUUCACCGAGGACAUACAGACGCGACAAUAUCGCUCGCCGGAGGUCAUCCUGGGUGCUGGCUAUGACACCUCCGCCGACAUCUGGAGUACCGCCUGUAUGGUAUUCGAGUUGGCCACCGGUGAUUAUCUGUUUGAGCCACAUUCGAGUGAUAAUUACAGUCGCGAUGAGGAUCACAUAGCGCACAUAAUCGAGCUGCUCGGUCCGAUACCACGUAAAUUUGUGUUCCGGGGCACGUAUGCCCCGCAGAUGUUCAAUCGGAAUGGCGAGCUGCGCAACAUCACCGGCCUGAAACCGUGGGGCCUCAUGGAUGUGCUGAUGGAGAAGUAUGAGUGGUCCAAGCGUGAUGCGGAAGCGUUUUCGUCGUUUUUGCGACCGAUGCUGGAAUUCAAUCCGGAUGAGCGGGCCACCGCUGCGGAGUGUCUGGAGCAUCCGUGGCUUAGAUAAGAUACGAUGCAGCCUGGUUGUCGGCUGCGAGCCAGCCAGCCAGCACGAGCAGCAGCAGCAGAUGCAGGAGUAGACGCAGGAAGAUUAGCAACACUAGGAAUAUCAGCAUUAGAAGCAAACACAAAAACAGCAGCAGGAGCAGCAUCAUCCGUGUAUGCGGAGUCAACGGCAUCUGUGGCCACAAUGGCCUCCAUUUCAUCCAUUGCAUCCACCUCGGCAUCAGCGAUCGCAACGAUGCGAUCACAAUCCUAUCCAGUAGCUCCAUACGUGAAGACCGCCUCAGCACCGCCCACACCACAUCCGCAUGCUGUUCAUAAUCCCAGUUCGAGUGCGCGCACAGCGCCAGCAACGCCAACGAGGCGACACGACUUCGACAAUUAUCCACAGCAUGUUGAUGUGGAUGGUGAGCAGGAAAUUGGACUUGACAUUGCCAUGGAGGAGCCGCCGUUGCCAAUUCAGACGACAACGCAGCGCGGCAAGCCCAAAUCUCAGCGCUUCUUUUGGCGCAAGGCGCUCCGACGCGUCUUCCAGCGCCGCAAGUGACGUCAGCUGCGGCGUCGACGGCAAGACCUGCCCCGUUGGCGUCCACGUCGCUGCCGACGGCGCACUCUCGCCGAGCGUGUGCGUCGCAUAUGCACCUGCUGUGCCUACGGCCAGGUGCUGCUGAGCGCCGCACGUGUCGCGCUGCUCAGCUGCAUCCGUUGGCGCACUCGUGGCACCAUACGCAACAACAACUUUCACUUUAGCAAUCACUAAAACAGCAACUGCAACAAACGCUCUGCUCUGCACAGGCCCACAAACACACACACACACAUCCACACACACCAAACACAUCCUUCACACACAUCUACAAAUAUUAAGCUAAAAUGUUAAUGCGAAAUCUGAUUUAGUUGUUACAAGCAUAUUGCACUUAAUUUAUUUGCUUGUGUUUUACACCGAUUAGACAAUUUAUUCCCUCUGAUACGAUAUGAAAUUAUAAGCAUUACAGUUUCCUAUAAUUAAUAUUA